AGACGCGCCACGACAAUUAGCUGCGGAUAUAGUGACGGGAAUAACCGGAUUAUGAAGAUUUAAGGAGAAUUCAACAGAAUUCAGUGUCAUACAAGGCGAGGGAUUAAGUUAGGCGUGUUCACUUCUAAAGUCGCCGUUAUGGGGAUAGACCGACGCCGGAGAGCAUCGCUGGCUCUCACCUUGAACUUCCUCGCUUUGUUCCUCGCAGUGUCGGCUCUCACCACCAGCUACUGGUGCGAUGGGACGCGGAAAGUGGUGAAGCCGUUCUGCACCGGCCCGGUCACAACCAAGCAGUCGUUCUGCAUCAGGUUCAACAGCUCCAACAUCAACGACACAAGGCUGGUGCAGUACAUCUGGGAGACCGGGGAGGAUAAGUACGUGAUGAGGAAGUUUCACACCGGCAUCUGGUUCUCCUGCGAGCAGAACAUUAACAUGACAGGUGAAAACUGCAGAAGUUUCCUUAAUGUUGCUCCUUCAAAUGAAAGAGGAGUGCUGUGGCUGUGCAUUGUUGCUGAGUGCCUAUACAUCCUGCUGCUGGCCACCGGAGGCAUCCUCAUGUCAAUAGAGGUGUGCCACUUUGGCAAUGUCAUCGACGGCCUCAAGCUCAACGCCUUCGCUGCCAUAUUCACUGUGCUCUCAGGUCUGUUGGGUAUGGUGGCCCACAUGAUGUUUACCACUGCCUUCCAGCUGACUGUCAGUCUUGGCCCAGAGGACUGGAAACCUCAGACAUGGGACUACAGCUGGUCGUACAUUUUGGCGUGGAGCUCCUUCACAGCCUGCAUGGCGUCCUCAGUCACCACCAUCAAUCGCUACACCAAAACCAUCCUGGAGUUCAAGCACAAGCGCAGGAACAUUGAGAAGAACCUGAAGAUCAAGCAGAAGCUGCUGGAGCUGGACUCUCCGGAGCAGGUGUGGGACAUGUACAUAAGCUCGGUGCCAAGCACUGCCGAGGAGCUGCUGGAUCUGUCGUCCAAUGGUCGCAAACUCUCCAACACCUCCAUCUUCCUGGACCUCAACGACCUGCCCGACCCACAGGGAGAGGAGUACUGUUAGAGGAGCCGCGUGUAGCAUUUUCACACAUCAGCAGUUAUAUUCAAUGUGGUACAAUAAUAUAAUUACUGUAAACAAGAUGACACCAUGGUGCUUGAUUACCCACAACAAGCGGAAUAUCACACACACGACACAUACUAUGAAGUUAGCAAACCGGUUCAACAUCUAGCAGAUACGGAUCAUUUGGAGUUGUGUUUUCUGCCCACCUGAUAAAUGGAAGUCUCACACAUUUAUCUUGUUACUAAAUGUAACUUUAAAUUAUGGUGGAAAUCAGGUGUGGAAAAUGUUCUCCAGGGUAAUGAUCAACAACUUUCUAUUUUGAAACGUCGGCCUCCAAUAUUUCAUGUUUUGAAACAGAAACAGAACAGGGCAAUAACCUUUUUUUUUUCCUUUUGGCGCAGUUGAAAGAAAGUGGUCACAUACAGUAUGUCAGGUCAGUUUUACUUGUAUAACCCAACAUCACAAAUUUGCAUCAAGAGGCUUUACAUCUGUACAGGAUACGACACCAAACUGGAAGAGAAGUCAGGGAAAGCAUUAGAGGAGGAGCCCUCUCCCAGGAUGGACACACAUGCAAUACAUGUCGUGUGUACAGAAUAACCAACAUGAUAUAAUUACAGUAGGCUUCAUAGUAUAGACAAUCCAAAUAACACAAAUGAUGAACAUAUAUAUACAAAAGGUGGACAAACAGCUAGAACCUGAGCCAUACGACCUCCUCUACACCAUGUGACCUGGAAAGAGGCCAAGCUACAGAGAGAGAGAGAGACAGAGAGACAGAGACAGAGACAGAGGACGAAGAUCCAGAUCCAAUAUGUGUGAUGAGGCACCGACCUCCAGGAGAGAGAGAUAGAAGGUCCCAGGACGGCUGAGGGUUCAGCACAGAGAAGCCUGAGUUAAGAGAGAGACAGACGGGCUUGUGGACACAAACAGACAGACAGGUUAUUGAGAUGCAGUGGCUUGCAGAAAGGUAAUAUUAUUUUGUAGGCAGGACAAAUAAGGACAAUAACUACAAGGCUUAAAUGAUGCAUUGAAGCUGAAACCAACCCGCCAGGCGGAUAAUGUAAGAAUAAGCAAUUCAUUGAAAGUUAUGCAUUUUGAGUUUGGAUGUAAAGGCCUCAACAUCAUCAGACUGCCUGAUGUCCACAGGGAGGUUAUUCCAGAAGAAGAUAGGUUAGUCUGCUAAAUUAUUCUUUACAAACAGACAGACAGGAGCCCUAUUCUGAGAGCUGUGAGGAGCAUAAGGUUGGUCAGAUAGGUAGGAGUGUGUCCAUUUAUAAUUGUUUAAGUCAUCAGGAGCACCUUAAAGUCUGACAUUGAUAGGGAGCUAAUAAAGAGAAGAUAAAUGUUUAGUUAGGAUUUCAGCAGCAGCGUUCUGAACCAUUUGAAGACUUUCAGUACAGCACGUGGAGGACCUGACAACAAAACGUUAAACAAAUCCAGUCCAUGAUACAAAGGCGUGAGUUACAGUCCCCGCUUCAGCUAUGGAUAGAAAAGACCUGAUUUUAUACUUGUAAUAUAACAAACCAGCAUUAUUGUUUCAGGUGUUCUCAAACUUUUUCAACCACAUUAUAUUGACAACAUUGUUGUCGACUAGCUGCAAUGAUGCAACCGAAACAAUUGGAUAUUAUAAAACGCUCGUAAAGCCUUUCAAAAAGACUUAAGUAAGGCUAGCUGGCUAAACAGUGAUAGUAAUACAACACACACAGAUUGGGUUUCUAAGAAGGUGUGACCGGACUGAUGGCCUACCAUAGUUCAAAAUCUGAAUCAGAAAUACCCAAUAAAAUAUGUACAUAUUACUAUUAUUCUGAUUUUUUAGCAAAAUUAUAAAGUUUCCUUGAAAUUCCUCUGUGGCGCAGUAUUAACCAUCUGCCAGUGGAUUAAUGUUGAAUGUUUUAAGGGCCCUACUUUCUUUCCUAGAAUAUUUCUAUUUGAACAUUUACAUUAAAUAAGACCUUUUUAUGAUGAUGAAAUGGCAUUAUGGUGAUCCCACUCCUUAGGCAUUAUUAGAACCAAAACAGGCAGAAAAUGUUCUUAACCUCAGUGUUUGUAAAGUCCUGGUUACAGACCUGGUGGGAGCUUAACUUUCCAAAGAAGACAAAUAUAAUGGAGCAUUCAGUGUAAAUUGCGAGAUGAAGGUUAUAAAGGUCUCAGUUGUUUACAGAAACUAUACUAAUGUCUCAGAAUUGAUGUGGUGACAAUGCAUUGAUGCUAAAAUGUUACAUGUAGCAUGUAGCGCCUAUAAGGAGCUGAACCACACACCGUAUCUUUGAACAACCACACCGACCCUGCAGUUGAGUUAGGAGGUGUAACCUUCCUGUUUACCUCUGCCCGAGCAACAGUGCUGUGAAGGGUCACUGCUUAAACCCUGUGAGUUAGAGAGGAGGGAAGCUGAGGACAGGAGUGACAAACCGGGAGUCAAGAUAAAGCUCUGUGGACAGGACUCGUCUCCCUCAGCCAACAUUCUUCCAUUCAAAACUCGCACACUCUAAAGACUGUCAAGCCUCUUGGUUUGCUGCCCUCUGGAUCGUAUUCAUUGAGGAAAAUGUUGUCACUGUUACAGCUGUGUGUCCAUUACUCUAGGUGGCUCACUCAGCUUUAGAUACACAUGGCUGGAUGAGCCCCGUGAUAAAGAGCUCCACAUAUUGAUUCUACCAUGGUACACGCUGUGUAGUGGAGUGAUGAUACACUGCCUCCCACCCAAUAUGUGAACCAAAUAGCAUUAAGUAGCUUAAAAUGUCAGUUGUUAAUCCCUGUAUUACAGUUUCGGUAUUUACAGAGUAUUUGUCUCGCCAUGGAAGGAGGGAAGUAACAGAAGGUGGACAUGAGGACUGUCGCUUCAGUGGGAAAGUGUAAAGAAAGAGUGUUACAUGGAUGAAGGAUGCCUAUUGGCCAUGCUGAGUGCCUUUAAUUACAGCGGCAUGCUCUGUGCUCACCACAUUUUAACGAGGGCGAUGCUGCUAACCCUAAUAACUGCUUUAGAGGAAACAUGUAGCUGUCUGUGCAAACUGCCAAAAGUCAUCAGCAAGAGGAGCGCGCCUCUUUUCAACCUCAAUAUUUACGUGAUGGGGAACUUUUCUUAUGUAUAUUUACACAAAUUGUAUUCAUGUAAAACACAGACCAGGAUUGUUGUUAUUUACAGUAAUUUUAAGUGCAUUUGUAUAUUAUGUAUUUUAUUUAUUUGUUCAAUUCAAAGUCAAAUGUGUUGUGGAUAGCUUAAAGAUUUAUUCUGGUUUAAAUUCCAUCAUCCUGGGUUGAAUUAUAUGCUGACGCAUGGAUUGUUGUGACUUUUGUGUAUGUCAGAUUUAUUUACGGUGGCACUUUUUGUGUAGUGUUUUUUAGUUACAUUUUUGUGGAUAAUUUUUUGCAACCUAAUAUAUUAAUAGUAAUACAUUUAUAUGAAAAAAUAAUAUUUAAAGGUAAACGAGGAGAGAACAUCAUAAUAAAGAAGCAACUUGU
Messenger RNA from Cottoperca gobio, 4503 nucleotides. RefSeq names its product gsg1-like 2b (gene gsg1l2b). Gene Ontology annotation, cellular component: plasma membrane. Lineage: Eukaryota; Metazoa; Chordata; Actinopteri; Perciformes; Bovichtidae. The transcript has 5 exons. The coding region runs from base 139 to 1053 and encodes 304 amino acids. The record is from RefSeq and is a predicted model, not a curated record.